Moneuplotes crassus is the source of this 2216-nucleotide messenger RNA. NCBI's taxonomy places the organism in Eukaryota, Ciliophora, Spirotrichea, Euplotida, Euplotidae. The record is from the annotation of a GenBank genome assembly.
UGCCAAUGAAUACCGUUAUUCUUAAUCACUCCAAGAUUGGGCUGAAUGAUACCAUAACUAGUAAAUCAUCAAAAAGCGUCCAUAAGUACUGCUUCAAGUUUCACGCAACUAAUUUGAAAAGUCUAACAAAGAAGAGUGCAAGUGUAGGCCUUUGCCUUCAGAUAGACAACCCCAAACAAGGAAAGAAUAAAUCCAAGUCAUUGUUUAAGAAAGAUAAGCUUGAGAUAGAUAUCCCUCUGAUAAGAGAUUCAAAGAAGGCAUUUCUCAGAAAGAAUGCCCUUUUCAAAGUCUUGCUGAAGUCAGGUAAAAAUAAUGCCAAAGUCAUUGCUCAAGCAAUUUGAAAUGUAGCAGACUUGACUUAUCCACCAGAGAAGGCAAAUAUGGUGUUCGAGCAAAAGCUUAACUUGAAAUUUCAUAAAGCUAUGGGACCUGCAAAUGUGCUUAAGCAAUAUGCAUCUCUAAAUUUAAGUGUCAAGUCCAUGCUCAAAACAAAUCUUGGCAAUGGAAGUCCUUCAAAGAAUAUUCUGAAAAGUCUGGAUAAGACUGCAAAUCGGAAGUUAGACAACACUUCUUACCUUCAGGAUGAUAUCUCUAACAUAACUGAAAGUUUUCCCUUUGAUUUUGAAGAGUCGAUGCAGCUGGACAAUAACUUUGAUUCAAUCUUAUUUGAAGAGAGUCCUAUUCGAAACAGUAUAAAUAAGAAGAAAGAAAUGUGCCCUGGAGUUAGUAUAUAUAACGAUGAACCUGUUAAGGUUAAUACUUAUACCAUCGAUCUCAAUGCAGGUUCAAAAACUUCAAGAAAUCAAGAUAAGUCAAAGAAGUACAAAAAGAUAGAUAUUGGAGAUAUCGAAGGUGAAUCUAUAUGCUCCCAAAAAUUGUCUGAGGAUACUACAAAUAGCUCUCAUUUAAGACAGAAUUCCAACUGUGGAGAUAUUGCAAGUGAAAAAUCAUAUAUUGAAAAGGAUAGCUCAUAUUCAGUCAUGAAGGAACAGUUUGAGAGAGAAAAGAAUAACUGUAAAAUUGCUAAUAACCAAAAUGAAGCUCUUCUCCUCCAAAAGGCUGAUCUAUUUCAUAAAAUCACUCAACUACAGGAUCAGUUGAAGGUAUCUGAAGAGAGUCAGAAGAGUCUCUUGAAUGAGAAUAAAACUCUGAAAACAAAAACAGAGGAGUUAAUAAAUUCCCAAUAUGCUAAUGCUAGCGACAAGUUGAACAUGCUUGCAAAUAAUUUGGAGAGCAAGGAAGAGGAAAUGAGAACUGCUCUCGAAGACAAAUCUCUCGAGAUUCAACAAAUCAAGACUAUUUUGGAUGCAAAGCAAUCCCAGAUUUCAAAACUAAAUGCUACUCUUGAGUUGAAGGAUAACAAAAUAAAGACGUUAGAAGGGAACAUUAAACUAUUAGAAGGGGAACUUAAAUCCAAGAGUAAAGAGAUAUCAACCUUUGAAUUCUCAACAAAGAACGAAAUAGAAAGCUCUAUAAAGGAAAAGCAGAAUAAAAUCAAUGAUUUGAAGAAUAAACUGUCUAUGAAGGUCAUCAGACUUACUAAGCAAGAAGAGAAAGUUGCUGAUCUCAAUAAAAAGCUAACCCAAGAAAAAGAAGAAUCUAUGAAGAUGCAGAAGACAAUGCAGGAGACUAUUGAUGAACUUAAGAAAUUCAACGAAGAAACUACCCAAAUGUACAAGUCUAAGCUGUACCAAUCUGAAAAUGAACUUGAGACUGUGAAGAAGGACAUUGAGUCACAAAAAUAAUAGAAUUUAUACAGCAGUUGACAGUGUGAAAGCUGAUCUCAAUAUAAAGAUCUCCGAGAGAGACGUUGUAAUUGAGAAAAUGAAAAGCCAAAUAUCUAUUUUGAAAUCUAAGGGGAAGUCAAAUCAAAGUCAAGAGAGACAUUGGGUGAUUGAAUCAAACCUCAGAGAUAUCAUUUCAGAGCAUAAACAAACACUUAUAAAAGAGAAGAGUCAAAGAGAAAAGGUUGAGAAGGAAUUAGAAAUGUACUCAGAGAUGCUUAUUAAGACUAAGACUGAAUGGGCUAACUGAGAGCAUGAAAAAGAAAUCUACAAAUUUGAAUCCUUGAAAAAAGACGAGGUUAUUGAAGAAUAUGAGACUGAAUACAAUAGCUUAGAAGCUGAAUAUCAGAAAUUAUUAAAGAAAUCAAAAAAGAAUUAAUGAAAGAAAGCUCUUUCAUAAAGAAAUCAAGUUAUCAUAAAUACACCUGAAAU